AUGGAAGGCCGUGGCAGGCCAAGCUACUUCAACAUCGGUGAUGUGCCAGGUGAGCCUGGUAUGAUCCGAAGGAAUAGUAGGUCAGACGCUGCGCCGCCUUACCAGAGGCCGAGAGCAAGCAGUGUGCCUCGGGGUGCUGUUUUUAGUCCGGUGUCGAACUUGUCGGCUCUGGAACGGGGUAUGCAUCCAACCGGAAGCCCGGUGGUGGGAAGCCCAGCUGGCUCGCCGAACCCUCUUGGAGGUGUGUUGCCACCCCCACCAGGUUUGCCAGAGUUUGGUGGAGUUUCGCCAGUGAAUGCACCAUCACCGCCCACCGUGGAGACGUUUCUGUACCAGACGGUGCAGCAGCAGCAGCAAGUUGCCCAGCUUACGUCUCUAGUUCAGGCUCUUGUGAGCAGGGAAGUGCCUGCGCCACCUACUGCGAGAGGCAAGGGCCACGGUGGAGAGCUUAGCUCCAUCUCCGAUUCGUCGGGGAAAAUGGAGGUUGAUGAGGGAGGUGCUCCCAUCAGGAAUCCCAAAGCUGAAGCUUAUGUUCCUAAGCUGCCUGCGAUUGAUGGUGGAAAGAUGAGCAAAGGCCGUCGCUCGGAGAUCGAAGGAUGGGCUGAGUUCCUGGAGCAAUUCCUGCCGUGGAUUGCUCUCUUUGAUGAUAGGAUCCCGGAAGAGCUUCAUCGAUCGAUUGCUUCUGAGGUCACCAUCAAGCAGUCAUCGCUUGAAAAGGGACAGAGCGUGCGUUCAACUAGGACCUUCUUGUACCUGAAGCAAGCGUUGCAAGGGUUUGCUCGUGGGCUUGACUUGGUUAAGCAAGUAGAGAAGGAGCAGCUUGGCUCCCCAGCUGGGUACGAGUGCAUGAGGAGGUUGCAUCAGGAGUUGUCUGUUGCGAGCCGCAUCGAGGCUUCGACGCUUCGGAAUGAGGCCCUGCAGUACCGCGCGAGCACUCCUGCCAAUCGUCCACUUGACAUGUUUCGAAACAUCCAGUUGGAGCUUGCCAAGUUUACCCGCUUGACCGCAGGGUUUCCAGAUCUUGCGUUGAGUGAGGCAGACCGUUGCAUGAUUGUUUUGAGAAACCUUGAUGUCGAAGUGAAGAAGUAUGUUCUUUUGCAUGCUAGGGUUGACUCCAUGGACCAGCUUGAGACUGCUUUGAAGUUUUAUGAUGCCAACCUUAAGAUCCUGAAUUUCCAAGAGAAGGAAGGAAAGGGAGCAGCAAAGGAUCACGCGAAUGCUUUGACCUUCGGAGACAAGGGAAAGGGCAAGAAGGGUGACAAAGGAAAGGAAGAAAAAGGAAAAGGAAAGGACAAAGGAAAGGACAACAAGAAAGGGAAUGAGAAAGGAAAGGAAGAAAAAGGGAAAGGUGGAAAGGACAAAGGCAAGGACAAGGGGAAGACUGUAGCCGCAAAGGACGGCAAGCAAGGUUCUGGAAACGACAAGGAGAAGGAGAAGGAGAAAGCAGAGCGCUUGAAGAACGUCGCGGCUGCCUCUUUGGAGCCUCAGAUUUUCGCAGCUGCGGUUGAUCUGAGUUGUCCGGUUGUUGAGCUUGAUGAGGAUGAUUGCUCGGAUUUUUCCCAGGAGGAUUGGGAGGAGUUCGUUGCAUCUUAUGAGUGUGCUUGGUCGGAGCCUGUUGUGCUUGAAGGCGGUGAGCCUGUUGCGCUUGAGGGUUCCAUGUUGCAUGUUGCGCUUGAGAAUUUUCCUUGUGACAACCCAAACAGAGCCACAGUUGAGCUUGCAGAGUCCCGCGGUGUCCCAAACAGAACCACAGUCGAGCUUGCAGAGUCCCACCAGGUCCCAGACAGAACCACAGUCGAGCUUGCAGAGUCCCCAGAGUUGAGCUUGGAAGCAGGUCGUUUUGUUGCAGAUUUUCAAAAUGUCGUUGAGCAUGACAUGUUGCAUGUGGUAGGUAGAGCUGACCAUGGCAUGGUAGCGCACGAGACAGCAGCAGCCAGCCAGCAGCAUGACACCAUGGAUUGGUGGCUCGUUGACUCCGGCGCGUCGGCCCACAUCAUCAACGAGGACACUUUGAGCCGGGUGCAAGUUGUGAGCCACAGUGAGUCUGCCAGUGAGUGUGUUUCUGCAACGGGUGACAGCAUUGGAGUUCGGAGGUCUGCGGUUGUCAGGGUUCCUUUCGUUUUGGUUUCGGGCGAGACGGUGGUAACAGAACUCCAAGUGCUUGUUGCUCCUGUGAAGUUUAACCUGCUGUCCUUAGGGCGUUUGCUGGGCAAGAGCUGGGUUGUGGAUUUCCUGCCAAGUUUUAAAGUUGAGGCCGCUGGGUACGUUCUUCGCACGAGAUGGGUCUCCAAUUGCGGAUGGGUUUUCUCGAGUGCUGUUGAGCUUGACCGUUCCGUUGCAGUUGCCGCCCGAGCGAGCUUGAAGCGUAGUGACGGCUGCGCUCCUUCGUCGGGAAAGCCUUCUAAGAAGGAUGAGGAGGAGCAACCGGGCACCCGAGGAGUCCUCCUCCGACUCGGAGCAGGAGUGGCGCCUUUCGGGUCGCCGCCACCUGGCGGAGCAGCACGCGGCGACUGUUACGAGGACUCACGAGGAUUUCGAGGGAUCCACGAUCGCCUUUACGGCAACCUCGAUGGUGGGUCUUACGCCGGGCCUGAGCAGGCAAAGGCAGCUGCGAAAGCAGCGGCGGAGAAAUUCGUGAAGGAGCGCCAGGAGAGCGCCCAGUGGGCCAAGGAAGCAGAGGAAGCAAAGAAGAAGAGAGCCGCCAAAGCCGAGGCAAAGGAGAAAGCAGCCACAGAGGCCGCGGAGGCAAAGAAGAAGGCAGCCACAGAGGCCACGGAGGCAGAGAAGAAGGCAGCCACAGAGGCCGUGGAGGCAGAGAAGAAGGCAGCCACAGAGGCCAAGAAGAGGGUCGCCGAAGCAAUCGAGGUCCCAGAGGUCAAGAAGCCCAAGGGCAGUGUGGCCAGAGCAAAGGCGGAGCCGUCUUCGGGGUCAAAGGACCCACCGCAGCCACUGGUGAAGAGGCAGCCCAAGCCGCCCGUGGUGAAGGCAAUGCCAGCCAAGGUCCGAAAGAUCGUCUUGAAGAGCCGGGCCCAGCGCGGGAUUCCCGGGCAGACGGAGACUGCGCUGAGAAUGCUUUCGCAGCGAGCCAAGGAAAAGAAGAAGCAGGGCUACCUCAUGAAGGCCAUCAACAACGCCAUGAAGAAGAAGGCCGAGGAGCAGAAGGGCCCUCCGGUGCGGAGGACAUUGGAAAAACACGUCAAGGACCACUAUGCGCAAAUCAAGGGCCUGGAGAUUCCUUUCGUGGAGGUGACGAUUUCCGAAGUCAUCAAGGAACCCCCAGGACCACCAGGAUCGCCAAUGGUACCGCAACCGAGAACACCACCUGCGCGAGCCAAGGUGGAGGCCGCGCGUGCAGCAAAGGUGCCACAGAUAAAGGUGGAAGGAGGCAUGGAGAUCAAUCCCCCACCACCGGUACCGCCGCGGAGGAGGCUUCCCACGCCACCGAGAGACCCGAGGUCAGCCGGACGAGGGGCCUCUGCGCCCUCAGAGUGGUCACCUGUGUCCAGUCUGCCGCCAUGGUCACCAGUGUCCAGUGUGCCGGUGGAUGCAAGGGCCAGGGAAACCCCAGCCGAGACGAGAGCCGAGGAGCCCCCAGCAGAGAGGAGAGCCGAGGAGCUGCACAUCGGGGACGACGGCAAGAUCUACAACUCGCGGGGCGAGGUGGUGGAGCUCGAGAGCAUCGAGAUAGACGCCCACCAUCCAGGAAUAUCCGAUGGUCCUUCUUCCUUGGGACUCUCGCUUCUGAUGCAAGAAAAGGUUGCGUUUGCAUGUGAGCAUGAUGUUGCCGUUGAGCUUGGUGAGCAUGCAUGUGUUGGUGGUUUGGGUGAGCAUGAUUUGCAGCAUGGUGAGUUGCUUGAGCAUGUUGGCCAGGACCGACCACAGCGUGACCGGAGCGAGGCCCAUGAUAGCCAGAGUGAAGCAUGGUUGCUUAGAGGGGAUCGGGAACUGUUGUUGCAGGAGAGUUGGGGUAAGCUAGAGCGAGAACAUGUUCUUAGAUCGCAUGUGCCGUACAAUGCGUCUUGCCCGCAGUGCGUGCAAGGUCGUGGGCUUGAACCCGCCAGAAGCCAGGAUCGGCCCCAGGACUCAGGGAUGAGAGAGGUGCAGAUAGAUAAGUUUUUCUACAAGGGCCUCGCUUUCCUGGUGUUGGUUUUGGUUGGUGCUUUUGCCCUCGGUGUAGUUCCGUACCGUGAGGUGAGCGGAUCCCGAGGCCCAGCAGCCAAGGAAGCCAUGUUGAGUGACAUGUCGGCAUGGAGUCGUAGCGUUGGCUUGGUUGGUGUUGCUCCCAGUGAGUUGACGGUGAGUGUGAAGUCGGACAUUGAGGGUGUUGUGAAGAACCUUGCGCAAAGUUUUGCUGAUGGUUUGACCGCUGGUGCCAUCGAGGUUGUGGAUGCCCCUGUUGGUCGGCAUGCUGUUGUUGCAGAGCGUGCUGUGAGGACCAUCAAGGAAGGUGCAAACACACUGUGUGCUGGGUUGGAACAGGUCGGCUUGGAGCCCUGCGGGAAGGGUGUUACGUAUCUUUUGAUGCACGUUGCCCAGGUCUACAACCGGUACCAGGUGCAUCCUGGAUCAGCGCUGUCCCCAGAACAGCGGUGCUUGAAGACCACCCGUGGACCGCAUGCCGCCUAUGUUUGGGGUGCUGCUGUGCUUGCCACUCCUCCUCCCUCUUUGCGUGAUAAAAUCACCGGCCGUUACGGCCACGCCGCCUACCUUGGACCAGAGGUCGGAAGUGGAAGCCACAUUGUGCAGUUUAGGCUGCGGGAUGGCACUUUGAAGAUUGCGAGAAGCGCAAGAAUCCGGAUGUUGGUUCCUCUCACUUUUGAGGUGUCGAGCUUGAAAGGUGUUUGUCGCAUGUUGCCCGGAAGAAGGGAUGAUUCCCAGAAGAAGCUCCCCGAGAGCAGUGGUGACAAUGUGCGCGACCUCCCGUUGCCGAACACCGCAACCCGAGGACCACCACCAGAGUGGAUUGAAGAAAACGGGAGAACCCCAAGGUGCCGAGCUUGCCGGCUGCGCGGUUUUCCAGCAGAUAAGGCCUGGCACACCCAGAAGUGCCGUGAUCGAUACGCUGAGUUUGUGAGAAACUCUUUCGAUCCCAGCCGGGCAAUCCUCGAUCAGGCCCCAAUUGAAGAAGAAGUGACCGGGCGUGAUGAUUUGGGUGCUGGAUUUGGUGUUGAUCUUGGGCUUGAUGUGCCGGAUGAUCUUGAUCCGUUCCCGAAUUUUCCAUUGGAUGAGGAUUUGGCUGAGUAUGAGCCCAGUCUGCCUGGAGUUGAGAAUGAAAUAGAGCUUGGAGAAGAACUCGAGCAGAUCGAGGCCCCGAGCCCAGGCGAGCUUGAUUUCAUGCAAGUUGAUCCUGAACCUCUUGAGGCACUCCCUGAAGAAGAGCGGGAGGCCAUGGUGUCCAGUAUGAUGUACCGAGAGUCCAUCGCCUUUGCUGGUGCGUCGGUUUGUUUUGCGGGAGCCGCCACCAAGGUUGACUUAAACUGGGUGAAUGUGCUUACUGUGAGUGAGCGUGAUGAUGGUGCCAGUGCACAGACCUUGCUUGAGCUCAAAGCCAUCUUUGCUGAGCAGAUCAAGAAGACGUUUAAGAUGUCUCUGGCUCCUUUCGCUGCCGAGCGUGCCAUGGUGUUUGGCCUGGUUGUGGAAGUGCAAGAGUCGGGCCAGAAGAUGGCUGUCUUUACUUCUGCUUACGGAUACGUCUUUACUUCAGUGGUGGUGUUGAGGACUCGUCACCUCCAACUGCUGGAUCCUCGGGAGUCCGACGAGUUCGUGAACGCUCUUCGGAGCCUUCUUGAUGACUUCAUCAGCAGAGAUCGUGGAGCCUGGGCACCAUUCUUCUUGGAGGCGCUCUCGCAGACUUGUCGGGCUAUGGGAGAUGAAGACUGGGAGGUUCUCACUCGUGCAGAGGACAACUAUGCUCGUGGGCGGAGAUUGGGAGUGGAUCGACCCUUUCCUCGCGUAGUGGCGGUCUUCAGGCCAAAAGGGGAGUGGCGAGAGUAUGAUGAGUCUGAAUUUCAAGCGAUCAAUGAGAACUAUUCUUCGGCCAAGGCCGUACCUGAGCAGCUGAAGAAACAGUUCGAGGAGGAGGAGGCGUUUGGAUUCAUGUACCCAUUGUCUGAGAAGGAGGCGCGGCAGGGGGCCUCGCUUUUCCAGAUGCUCUUCGCGGAUGACCUGCAGAUCAUGGCGGGUGGAGAACAGAAGUACCACGACCUUUGGGUGUUUCGCGGGGGAGUUUGCUUGGAUUAUGUGGGUUUCUACUUUGAUUACUUUCGGUUCAAAGUGGGGCUGUCGGAGCGUCGGGCGAGCUGGCUCAUCGAGUUCAUCGCGGAUCCGCAGAGGGGCCCGGGGAUGAUUGACCAUCGGCGCUUCACUGGAAAUGUGGGGCGAUUAGUCUACGCUGGGCAAGUCCUGUAUUGGCUCCAGCCGUUUAUGAGGCCGCUUCAUCGCUGGAAAGCUGCCAUCACCCCUGGAACUGUGGCUCUGGUACCCCGUAUGGUGAUGGUGGUUCUCCGCUACAUCUUGACACUGCUGCAAGAGAAGCAUUAUCUUGUCUGCUGUAAGUCACCACCCUUGAUGCUUCGCGAAGCAUUUCGCACGGACGCGAAGGCAGAGGAUGACUUCUUCGUGCUGGGUGGAUGGGAAACAUUGCACAGCUUUGAGCCAAAGAAGUGCCGCUGGUUUUCUGUCCGGGUCUCUGCUGCUGAUUAUCCUUUCUUGUUUAAUGCGCAAGGGACCGCGAAAGGAAUGAGCACUGUUGCCGAGCUUCCCGCUACGUGGCUGGGGCUGCACUUGUUCGGAUGGCUAGAUGUGACUGGGCAGAGUUUCACGGUUUCUGCUGGGACGGACAAUCUGGCGAAUGAGCUGGUCAUGCGCCGUCAGGGAACCACGAAAUUCCCAUUGACGUAUGUAUAUAUGCAGCUGGAGUAA
Symbiodinium sp. CCMP2592 is the source of this 6921-nucleotide messenger RNA. NCBI's taxonomy places the organism in Eukaryota, Dinophyceae, Suessiales, Symbiodiniaceae. The record is from the annotation of a GenBank genome assembly.